Molecule: messenger RNA, 1655 nt
Organism: Brassica rapa (field mustard)
Lineage: Eukaryota; Viridiplantae; Streptophyta; Magnoliopsida; Brassicales; Brassicaceae
Molecular function (GO): protein binding
Source: RefSeq, a predicted model, not a curated record
UAUAAUAAAAAAUAAUUUUUUUAUAUGUUAUAUUUUGAAUUUUUAAAAUGACUAUAAAUUACUAAAAACGUUAAAUGUUUCACACUAAAAUUUUGUGAUUAAUGGUUUAACUAUCACUAGGCUACCUCGUUUGGGUUACAUUUUUUAUAAGUCUCUUGUAAAUGACAUAAUUAGAAUCACCUAAUAAAUUCCAAGAUUUCUGGCAGCACUUUCCUUUGCAUAUCUGGUAUAAAAAGUGAUUCUAGUCUCUCUAUUUGAUUCUUUUUUAUAUAUAUUUUAUUCUGAUAAAAGCAAAGCAAAGUAGAUUCAAACAAAACACAAGUAUCAUACAUACAUGUUUUAAGUUAAAAACGACAAUAGUAAAUAGCACAAAGGAUAGAAUACAAGAGAGUCAGUGAGUGAGAGACCCAUAAAACAAAAUAAAAAGAAAGAUCCCAUUGGGUUUGCUACUUUACCCACACCGUGAUUGAUGGUCACACUCCAUUGUCCACACUCUCACCACCACAAGCUCUCGAUAUUCUACAAAACCACUCGGCAUCUUUUUUAAUUUCACUUUCUAAAAAGCUGUUUUUGGCUGGCAGCAGUUUAUUCAUUCUUUUAACUCGAGUUUCACUUUUGACCCUACUAUUUUCCACUUUUAUUAAUUUCACUCUCCUCUUCUUUACGCCUCAACUAACUUAACGACGAAGCCCUCACUCACUCAUUUUCCUUUAUAUAUACACCACCUCCACGCCCAAAGACACAACAACUCCCAACAGAACAAGAAAUGGAUUGGUUCUCAUGGUUGUCGAGAACAAAUCUCGAACCUUGUCUCAUCCACGAAUACAGUCUUUCCUUCUCCAAGAACGAGCUCGAACACGAAGACAUUGCCUACUUCAACCACGAGUUUCUCCAAAGCAUUGGCGUCUCCAUCGCCAAGCACCGUCUCGAGAUCCUCAAACUCGCGCGUCGAGAGCGCAAGAGAUCUCCUCUUCUCACCUCUCGCUCCAUCUCCAGAGUCGUGGUUGCCAUCAAGAAAACAAGCAGGUGUGUCUCUGACCACGUACGCGCAUGGAUCCGCUGCGAAGAAGAGUCUUCUCGAGCUCUGGUGCUUGUACCUAAGAGAAGCAGUGGGGUCGGGAAGUGGAGAGGAGGGUUUAUGAAGAGAAGCAAGAGAUCUGUGAUGCCGAGUAGCGCAAAUGGUGGAGGAGUUCAUAAGCAGCAAGAGGUGUUGCUGUUGACCAAUGGGACUCCUUGUAGGAUCGAUAGCUUCUCGAGUCCCAUGGUUUUUGAUUACAGUUUCAGGGAGGAGAUGGUUUAUAAGGAGAACAGCCAAGAUACUUAUCUUGAAGAGAUCAAGUGGGACUCCAUGUUUCAGAAUCUGAAACCUACUUGAAGUUCUGUUUCUUUUUGUUUCUUGAUGGUGAGAGAUGAGGUUUUAGUGUUCGUUCUUCCAUCAGAAGUUUUGCAUCUGUUCUUGUGCUUUGAGUGUGUGUGAUUAGUGCUGUUGUUAGGCUAAUUAGUUUUGUUAAUUUUUAAAAAAAUAGGAUUGAGUGCUGAGUGUGUCAGGUCAGGUGAGUGUGGGUAAUCAUGUUGUGUAAUGAGUCUUGUCUCUUCAUUCUUUGCUGUUUGCCUAAGUCUUUGUUCCAGUCAAAAAACUUUCUUUACAGCUUUUA